AUGGCGCGGAGACCCGGGUCGCCGGGCGCCUACGGGGAGGAGUUCUCCUUUGUCAGCCCGCUGGUCAAAUACCUGCUCUUCUUCUUCAACAUGCUCUUCUGGGUGAUUUCCAUGGUGCUGGUGGCUGUGGGAGUGUAUGCGAGGCUAAUGAAGCACGCAGAAGCAGCCUUGGCCUGCCUGGCGGUGGAUCCUGCCAUCCUGCUCAUCGUGGUGGGUGUCCUCAUGUUCCUGCUCACCUUCUGUGGCUAUAUCGGAUCCCUCCGUGAGAACAUCUGCCUCCUGCAGACGUUCUCCCUCUGCCUCACUGCCGUGUUCCUGCUACAGCUGGCUGCUGGGAUCCUGGGCUUCGUUUUCUCAGACAAGGCUCGUGGGAAAGUGAGUGAGAUCAUUAACAAUGCCAUUGUGCACUACCGGGACGAUCUGGAUCUGCAGAACCUCAUCGAUUUUGGUCAGAAGCAGUUCAGCUGCUGUGGAGGGAUUUCCUACAAGGACUGGUCCCAGAACAUGUACUUCAACUGCUCGGAAGAUAACCCUAGCCGUGAGCGCUGCUCUGUGCCUUACUCCUGUUGCUUGCCUAUCCCUGACCAGGCAGUGAUCAACACUAUGUGUGGCCAAGGAAUGCAGGCCUUGGACUACUUGGAAGCUAGCAAAGUCAUCUACACCAAUGGCUGUAUUGACAAAUUGGUCAACUGGAUACACAGCAACCUAUUCUUACUUGGCGGUGUGGCACUAGGCUUGGCCAUCCCCCAGCUGGUGGGAAUCCUGCUAUCCCAGAUCCUUGUGAAUCAGAUCAAAGAUCAGAUCAAGCUACAGCUCUACAACCAGCAGCACCGGGCUGACCCAUGGUACUGAGAAUCCAUCCGGCACUUCCUCAUCAUGGCAACAGGCAAGUCUCAUGGACCAAGAACUGUGAGUGCUAAAAAUGGCACCAAAUGGAGAUUUGGAUUCCAGCCCCCAGUGACAGCCCUGUGAGAAGAAGCAAACUCCAGAGGGGCAGAAGGCAGGGUGCAUAGGUGGCUCAAGUCUCAGAAGAUGUGCCUCCUCUCCCCCAUCCUAGCCCUCAGCAUCUUUAGAGUGUUAUAAUGUUAAGCAUUUGGGUUUGUGUUUUAAGUUUGGUUUGGGCAGAGAUGCUUGGGAAACUGCACUUGCACAGAGUUGCCAUGGGGCUGCCUUUGCCCAGAGGCACCACAACCAACAGUUCUAUUAGGGCUGUUACCAACCUUGGUGGACAUAGUCAGAUUAUAACUGUUGUCAGCAAGACCUGGCUGUGGAGAGUGGACAACAGCAGCCCUGCCUGGAGCCCAGUUGGCAUGACAGCAGCUCCAGAAGGGAAGGGAGUGGAGCAGGCAGUGGGGAGUGAGCGUGAGGGUCGGAUGGGGACAACUGGAUGAGUUACGUAGGAGUGAAAAGAGAUGUUUACCAAAUGCCUACCCUGCCAUCCUCCCAGGUAGUGAGAGCGAGCUACAUCCUGCCCCUCCUUCGUUUCCAUGGAAACGUGGCAGCAAGGGCAAGGGUUACAACAGCAGCCAAAUCCAAUUCCACCCCACCCCCUUCAGAACCAUAGUUUGGAACUAUAGUCCCUACGCUUUGCUGUGGAAGAGGGACUGAGCCAUAUAUGCCCUUGAAUUCCUCCCUGUCUGAAGCUACCUCUCCAGCAAGUGGAGUUUUCUUUAACUUGGCAACCCGCAGGAGAAUGGUAACAUCCACCAACACCCCUCUCCCCCCCCACCCCCGGACCCCGCACCGGAGCUCAGUAUUGCUACAACUAAGAAGCAGGAAUCUUGCUGGGGCUGGGGGAGCCAGAAGUGACAAUAAAAGUUUGUUGAC
Molecule: messenger RNA, 1827 nt
Organism: Otolemur garnettii (small-eared galago)
Lineage: Eukaryota; Metazoa; Chordata; Mammalia; Primates; Galagidae
Gene: TSPAN33
Product: tetraspanin 33
Exons: 8
Coding region: 1-852 (283 amino acids)
Cellular component (GO): membrane
Source: RefSeq, a predicted model, not a curated record